AUGAUGUUUGGACGACUACGAUUGACGAAGACCGAGACAGUGGCGGCUACUCGGUCCGUCGCAUCGCCGGCAUCUUUCGUCGCCGUGGUCUUCUUCUCGCCGAUCCUCGGCGGGAACUGGAUCGUCUGUGCCGAUGGUAGCAGCGGUGGCGCCGCGAGGAACGGCUACUCCGGCGGAUUAUGGUCGUCUGCUGUUGCUCCUUCCAAUGUUGGUCUAGCUGUGGCAGUCACCGUCAUGGCCGGUCUUGCCGUGGCUUUCACCGUCGUCUACUCCCGUAGAGGAAGCAUUGGAUCACCCUGGUCACUGAGAAGAAGAAAGCAUGCUCUUCAACCUAAACAGUGGAAUGCUUUUUUCACAGAGGAAGGGCGACUCAAUGAUGGAGGUGUCAAAUUUCUUAAGAAAGUUCGCAGUGGGGGUGUGGAUCCAAGCAUCAGACCAGAAGUUUGGCCUUUCCUCCUUGGAGUGUAUGACUUAAACAGCACCAAAGAAGAACGAGAUUCUAUCCGACAGCAGAAGCAGAAGGAAUAUGAAAACCUGCGGAGGCAGUGUCGCGAGAUUCAUGAACGUAAUGAAAAUGUCUGUGACUCAGAGCAGACAGCUCAGAGCAGCAGCAACACCGAAGACAGUCAGGUUCUUGAUCCCCCUGAUAUUGAAGAAGCUGACAGUUCCACGAGAUCCAUCCCUGUAGAAGAAUCAGAGAAGUUGAAAUCAGAACCGACUUUGCUGGAUGGGGACUGUGAAAGGAGCGGUGUCACCUCCGAAGAUGCUGCUGCUAGUGACUCAGACACAACCAGCUCUGAAGAAACUGAGACGUCACCACUUCUGGCUACCCAGGAGGAAGUCGUUAACCAAGAAGAAGAAACUGAGUCGUCACCCCUUCUGGCUACCCAAGAAGAAGAAAAUGCGUCUGCAUCGAAGCAAAAAUCUCAGACAGACGAGGAUUUCAUGACUACGUGGCAGAGAAUCAUCCGGCUGGAUGCAGUGAGAGCAAAUGACGAAUGGGUGGUCUACUCACCGUCUCAAGCUGCUGUUUCAGAGACAAAAGCCCGGGGAAUAGCCAUACAGGUUGGUCUCAUUGACUACGACCACUUGGAGCCCUGCCGGAUCUUCCACGCAGCCCGGCUGGUUGGGAUCCUUGAAGCCUACGCAGUCUACGACCCGGAAAUCGGAUACUGUCAAGGAAUGAGCGACUUGCUAUCUCCUUUAAUCGCAGUGAUGGAAGACGACGUCUUGGCAUUCUGGUGCUUUGUUGGGUUCAUGAGUAAAGCAAGGCAUAAUUUCAGGCUAGACGAGGUUGGAAUCAGGCGGCAGCUCUCAAUGGUGUCGAAAAUCAUAGAAUUCAAGGACAUCCGCUUGUACAGACACUUGGAGAACCUCGAAGCACAAGACUGCUUCUUUGUGUACCGGAUGGUGGUGGUUCUGUUCAGACGAGAGCUAACCUUUGAGCAGACGCUUUGUCUGUGGGAGGUCAUGUGGGCGGACCAAGCCGCGAUACGAACCGGGAUUGCAAAGGCGACUUGGGGGAGAAUCCGGUUGAGGGCACCACCCACAGAAGAUUUGUUGCUUUACGCGAUAGCGGCAAGCGUGCUGCAGAGGAGGAAGACGAUCAUAGAGAAAUACAGUGGGAUGGAUGAGAUAAUGAAGGAAUGUAACAGCAUGGCUGGUCAUCUUGAUGUUUGGAAACUUCUAGACGAUGCACAUGACUUGGUCGUCAAUCUUCACAACAAGAUCUGA
This is a messenger RNA of Microthlaspi erraticum, 1734 nucleotides long. The record is from the annotation of a GenBank genome assembly. NCBI's taxonomy places the organism in Eukaryota, Viridiplantae, Streptophyta, Magnoliopsida, Brassicales, Brassicaceae.